This is a messenger RNA of Fimicolochytrium jonesii, 1722 nucleotides long. RefSeq lists its product as uncharacterized. The record is from RefSeq and is a predicted model, not a curated record. Lineage: Eukaryota; Fungi; Chytridiomycota; Chytridiomycetes; Spizellomycetales; Powellomycetaceae. Gene Ontology annotation, biological process: signal transduction. Gene Ontology annotation, molecular function: 3',5'-cyclic-nucleotide phosphodiesterase activity. The transcript has 8 exons. The coding region runs from base 1 to 1722 and encodes 573 amino acids.
AUGUUUUUUUGGACCCUCGUGCUUUUUGCCCUUUUCUUCACCAAAGGCCUCACUGGAGAACUUGGGCCAUGUGCCAACAUAGAUGAAUGGGGUUACUGCCAGGACGAGCAGAGAUUGGCCGCCAACAAGGCGGAUUACCCAUGGGUGAUCGAAAUCAUACUCCUCUUCGCGGGGUGUGUUGUACCAUAUUUGGGCGUCUUCUUCCUGUUACGCUUCAUGGAUCCCGACAAGCUGAGCCACUACAUACAUUACAUUUGGACAUUCACCACCAUCUGGGCCACGGGAGCGUCUCUCGGAAUACGUUCCUUUAUCGUGGAUCCGGAUGGCGACGCGAUGUUCUAUUCGCUACUCGACCUCACAGCAGUUGUAGUGAUUCCCAUGGUGACUUCUUUGCCGUUUCACUGCACACUGCUUCUGGUGGUGAUCAACCUGAUUGCAGUCGUCGCCAUUUUAUGGACGCGAUUUGCAUCAAAGCUGCUGGGCUCGUCAGUUUGCGCUUUCCUGUACAUCUUCGUGGGUACCUUCACCAUUCUGAUACAUGUUCGAGACAACGAGAAGGAAGAGCGAAGACGAUAUAUUGCUGAGACAGAACUGAGGUACAUGAACGCCGGAUUGAAGGAUCGCUUAGCGGGGCUCCAAAGACAAUUGAGCGAGCAGAUGGCCGAUCUGGAAACACCGCUGGAGAAGGCGCUCAUCACAAUAAAGUCUGUGAUGGCAAAUCCCAGACUGGACAAGAGCUCCUUUGAUCAUCUAGCGAAAGCUUUGGGAUGGUUAGGGAACUCAAAUAAGCUAUUCACUCCCAAUCUGGAGCAACAACUACAUGGGGGUUUAGUUGGAGUGAACAAAGAUCAGGAGCAAUGGCUCCUGCAAAUGCUCUCGGAUCAGCUUGGACAUCGUCGAAAACAGCCAGGGCACCGCACGCAGCCCCCGAUGACUUCGAGACUUGGCGGGGGAGGGGCAAUCAAUACCAAUCUCUCCGAUCUGGAGCUGUUCGCCUCAUAUAUCGCAGCGGCAAUCCAUGGCAAGAAUGUGAACCAUCCCGGCCUGAAUAACAAGUUUCUCAUCGAAACUCAUGACCCACUUGCAGUACUGUACAACGAUCGAUCUGUCCUCGAAAAUCACCAUUUGGCCACAGCAUUUUCCAUUAUGUAUCAAGAGGAUACGAAUAUCGUGGAGAACUUCUCGCUUGAUGACGCUCACAAGUUUAGAGAGCUUGUGAUUUCGAUGGUUCUUGCGACGGACGUGACAAACCAUUUCACAAAGCUUGCCAUGUUCAAAAACAAGCUUUCAGCACCGGGCGCCUUCGACCCGGCCAACAAUACGGAGGACAGGAAUCUUUUCCUGGAAAUGGCCAUCAAAUGCGCCGAUGUGUCUAAUCUGUCUCGAGAGUGGCCCGUCUACUUCGAAUGGCUCAAUCGAUUGAUCUUGGAAUUCCUGAAUCAAGGUGACGAAGAAAGGCGGCGUGGGAUGCCAGUUAGUCCGUUCAUGGACCGAGAGAAGAUCAACAUCCCGCAAAGUCAGAUUGGAUUCAUUGAUUAUAUGUGUCUACCGAGUGAGUUCCGUGACAUGUUCGAAGUUCUCGCCAAAGCAACCCCUUUACCACCGAUGCUGGAGCUUCUGGCUGAGAAUAGGGAGAAACUGAGUCUCAUGAAAGAUGAAGACGCUAAACAAAACAUGGCUGGGUUCUCCAAGGUCGUCAGAACUUCGGAGAUAGAUGAUUAG